GUGCAGGUGCCUGUUUAAAACCCAGACGACACGUCGGUAAAUCUUUCAGGAUUACGGAGAGAUCUCACGGUUUCUGUCAGCUCCGAGGAUGCAUCUAUUGAUCACCUCGCACCAAUAUGACCGGCCGAUCGGCUGUGAUUGAUCGGGUGGCUUCUGCGCAGGCGCGGUUCGCCCCAAGCGAGCCUCCAGUUAGUUUUUAACAAGAAGCAGCAGUUUGGGCAUUAUGAACGAAUGUGAUCCACAGCAGCCGACUGGAAGUGUGUGUUUGGAGGAGAAAGUGCAGAUGAAACGCCUCCAUCAGCCGCAGGACGUCGUUUUGAAGCAAACCGCCGCAUCCCCUGCAGAUGUUCAGCUGCUGUCGGUCCAACAAGAUGCAGAACUGCUCCACAUAAAGGAGGAACAGGAGGAACUGUGGACCAGUCAAAGAGAAGAGCAGCUUAAUGGGCAGGAGAGGACUGAUAUCACCAGGUUUUCAUUCACUGCUGCUCCUGUGAAGAGUGAUGAGGAACAGAAACGUCAGUCCUCACAGCAUCAUCGGAGCCAAACUGAAGACUACAGAGAGUCAGAACCUUCAACCAGCAGCUCAGUUAAACAGACGAAGGCAGAAACUGAUGGAGAGGACUGUAGAGGACCUGAACCAGCCCAGAACCCUGAUCCAGAUACUCAUUCACAGCCAAGUACUGAGGAAAAACCUGUAGAUUCUUUUGAGACGGGAGUUAGUGAUGAGGAUGGUGUUGAGGAGGAGGAGGAGGAUGAUGAAGACUGGCAGGAGCCUUUUUCAGAUUUUGGACCUGAGACUGACGACAGUGACAAUGAUUGGAAGGAGACGAGGACACCUGAAUCUGGUGUAAAUAGUGAAUGUGACACUGAGAAAAAUCUUUUACCUGCUCUGACUGUGGUAAACAGUUUCUCCACAAACGUUCUCUUCGGAGACACAUUCUCCAGUCUUCCAGCUGCUCACUUAAUAAUCAGUGUUUUGAAGUGAAGCAAAAUUCAGAGGCGAGA
This is a messenger RNA of Acanthochromis polyacanthus (spiny chromis), 1005 nucleotides long. RefSeq names its product cyclin-dependent kinase 11B-like. The coding region runs from base 224 to 985 and encodes 253 amino acids. The record is from RefSeq and is a predicted model, not a curated record. The transcript is spliced from 2 exons. NCBI's taxonomy places the organism in Eukaryota, Metazoa, Chordata, Actinopteri, Pomacentridae.